GCCACUGUUAAUUGAUCAGUAGCAUCUCACAAAAAAUAUUUAAAAGGUUGUUGGCACAGCUUCAAAUGCUUUUAAAGCCACAUGAGCUGUUAACUCUCCCACAGCAGCUUCAUCAAGUGUAGCUUCUUAAAAGUUAGAUAUGCGUCUCUCUUCCUUUUUGGCCGUGUUCAGGCCUGCUUUGCCCCUUAUCCUCGGGCUGUCUCUGGGCUGCAGCUUGAGUCUUUUAAUGGUGUCCUGGACACAAGGGGACACAGACGACUCCUGCAGGGAUGAGCUGGGCAAUGGGGGGCUUUUCCUUGGCAGAGGGGAAGCUCAGAGAGACUCAAGAGAUGGGGGUGCAGAGGAAGACUUCCAGCCACGUAUAGUUCCCUAUCACAAGGAUCCAAAUAAGCCACACAAGAAAGUCCUCAGAACGCGGUAUAUUCACACUGAACUGGGCAUCAGGGAGCGACUGCUGGUGGGCGUACUAACCUCUCGAGCAACCCUCAACACGCUCGCCGUGGCGGUGAACCGCACGGUCGCCCACCACUUCCACCGCACCUUCUUCUUCACGGGCCUGCGCAGUCCCAAGGUGCCCCAUGGCAUGACUGUGGUUGCCCACGGCGACGACCGCCCGGUAUGGCUGAUGUACGAGACGGUGCGUCACCUCCACCAGCACUACGGCUCGGACUACGACUGGUUCCUCUUGGCGCAGGACGACACUUACAUGCAGGCCGAUCGUCUUUCGGAGCUCGUCAGCCACCUCAGCGCGGGUCAGGACUUGUAUAUGGGAAGGGCGGAGGAGUUCAUAGGUGGGGAGGAGAAGGCACGCUACUGCCACGGGGGUUACGGCUACCUGCUGUCUCGCAGUCUGCUGGCCCGUCUGCAGCCCCACCUCGACACAUGCCGUAAUGACAUCCUCAGCGUGAGACCUGAUGAGUGGCUGGGCCGCUGCAUCAUUGACUAUCUAGGUCUCAGCUGUGUGGAAAUACACCAGGAGAUGACGUAUCGUUACUUUGAGCUUGGAAAGAACGCAGAUCCAGAGCGUGAAGAUAGCGCUCAGUUUAAAAACGCCUUCACUGUCCAUCCUGUAUCAGAACCAAAUCUCAUGUACCGCCUGCAUAAACGUUUCAGCCAGAUUGAGCUGGAGUGGACUUAUCUACAAAUCCAGCAGCUGCAGAUGCAGAUCAGCAACCUCAGUGACUUGACACCAGAAGGGAAGGCGGGAGUCACGUGGCCCGUAGGAAUCAAUCCUCCCUUCAAACCGAGGACCCGCUUCGAGGUCAUAAACUGGGAGUACUUCACCGAAGAGCACAUUUAUACGUGCGUCGACAGCUCGCCCAAGUGUGAGAUGAGAGGGGCCGACCGCGCCGAUGUAAACGCAGUUCUGGAGAUCGCGGUGGAGCGCCUGAACGAGCGCUACCAGCCGCAGCUACGCUUCCGUAAACGGCGUCUACUGAACGGAUACCGGCGCUUCGACCCCACGCGCGGUAUGGAGUAUGUGCUGGAUCUCGCACUGGAGGCCUACACUCAGAAAGGCCACAGCCAGGUCAUUGCCAAACGGGUUAACUUGUUGCGACCUCUAAGUGCAGUUGAAAUUAUCCCCAUGCCUUAUGUGACAGAGGCGACACGGGUGCAGGUCAUCCUACCUGUCACUGCCCAGGAUCAGGACUAUGUCGGGAACUUCUUGGACAUGUAUGUGAUGAACACUUUGGACACGCAUGACAAUGUUUUACUCACGUUCUUGUUCAUCUACGAUCCCUUCGACGCGCAGCGAGUCAGCCAGACUGACGUGUUCGCUGGCAUCAAGGCGAUGAUCGGGGAGGUGGAGAAGCGAUAUGGAGACGUGAAGAUCCCAUGGAUCAGCGUGAAGACGGAGGUUCCCUCACAGGUCAAGCUGAUGGACAUCAUCUCUAAGAAGCACCCGGUGGACACGCUGUUCUUCCUGGCCAGCGUGUGGACGGAGGUCAACGCCGACUUUCUGAACCGCUGCAGAAUGAACGCCAUCAGCAACUGGCAGGUCUUCUUCCCCGUCCACUUCCAAGAGUUCAACCCGGCCGUCGUCUACCGCGAGCAGCAGCCCUCCGCCGCCUCCUCCUCCUUCGCCGCCGAGUCCCUGCGAGACGGCCACUUUGACCGCCACGUCUUUGACGAGGCUUGCUUCUACAACGCCGACUACAUGACGGCACGGACCAAGAUGGCGGCCGACAUCCUGGACAACGAGGAGCUGCUGGAGAGCAUGGACGUGUACGACAUAUUCGUGCGUUACUCCGGCCUGCACGUGUUCCGAGCUGUGGAACCCGCGCUGAUCCAGAAAUACGUGCGGCGGGCUUGCAACCCGCGGUUCAGCGAGGACAUCUACCACCGCUGUGUCCUCAGCAACCUGGAGGGUCUGGGGUCACGCUCUCAUCUAGCCAUGGCUCUGUUUGAACAAGAGCAGGCCAACAGCACCUAAAGGAUGCGGAUUGUUAAAUAACACUUUUUUUUUAAUCCACGUACUGAGUGGAAAAGCAUCACGGACGCUUCAGUAGAGCAAUUGUGCGCCGAUGCAUAAGCUCAUAGUUGUUUCCUCCAGCUGAGAAGACUGUCUGCUCUGUUAUGUAUGAACACUUUUGACUUGUGAGUGUGUAACUUUGAAUCUGUCAUGUCUAGACGACGAUGAAUAAUGAGUCACUGAGGACGCCUUCACACACCUCCUUGAAUGUGGACCACAGAUGCUGACAGAUACCCAAGAAGCUGUUACUUGUAUUCCUGCUGUCAACGUAUUUGAUUCAGGAGCAGAUCAACAAUAUUUAUACACUCCAGUUUUAAAGAAAUGCAGGACGUUCUGUCUUGAAGU
Messenger RNA from Scomber japonicus (chub mackerel), 2818 nucleotides. RefSeq names its product chondroitin polymerizing factor 2 (gene chpf2). The transcript has 4 exons. Gene Ontology annotation, cellular component: Golgi cisterna membrane. The coding region runs from base 140 to 2434 and encodes 764 amino acids. NCBI's taxonomy places the organism in Eukaryota, Metazoa, Chordata, Actinopteri, Scombriformes, Scombridae. The record is from RefSeq and is a predicted model, not a curated record. Gene Ontology annotation, molecular function: glucuronosyl-N-acetylgalactosaminyl-proteoglycan 4-beta-N-acetylgalactosaminyltransferase activity.